Messenger RNA from Dryobates pubescens (Downy woodpecker), 853 nucleotides. RefSeq names its product RAB6A, member RAS oncogene family (gene RAB6A). Gene Ontology annotation, molecular function: GTPase activity; GTP binding. The transcript has 8 exons. The record is from RefSeq and is a predicted model, not a curated record. The coding region runs from base 182 to 853 and encodes 223 amino acids. NCBI's taxonomy places the organism in Eukaryota, Metazoa, Chordata, Aves, Piciformes, Picidae.
CCUCCUCACCCAGCCCCUUGCUCCUCGCCGGAGCUUCCUUCCCGGCUUCCAUCUCCCCGCAGCCUUCUCCAGAGGAGAAAAAAGAGGCGGAAAGAAGCGAGCGUAAGAACGGUCGCGGGUCCCGCCGCGGGGAGAGGAGCGAGAGCGGGGCGGCGGCGGCGGCAGAGGAGGCUCCUCCAUCAUGUCGUCGGGCGGAGACUUCGGCAACCCGCUGCGGAAAUUCAAGCUGGUGUUCCUGGGAGAGCAGAGCGUGGGGAAGACUUCCUUGAUCACCAGGUUCAUGUAUGACAGCUUUGACAACACCUACCAGGCAACAAUUGGCAUCGACUUCCUAUCGAAAACCAUGUACCUGGAGGAUCGAACAAUCAGGUUGCAGCUGUGGGAUACCGCGGGUCAGGAACGUUUCCGUAGCCUCAUUCCCAGUUACAUCCGUGACUCUGCUGCUGCUGUAGUAGUUUACGAUAUUACAAAUGUCAACUCCUUCCAGCAGACAACGAAAUGGAUCGACGACGUCCGAACGGAAAGGGGCAGCGACGUCAUCAUCAUGCUGGUGGGGAAUAAAACAGACCUAGCAGAUAAGAGGCAAGUGUCCAUUGAGGAAGGAGAAAGAAAAGCCAAAGAGCUGAAUGUAAUGUUCAUUGAAACUAGUGCAAAAGCAGGCUACAAUGUAAAACAGAGAAGGGCUCUUUCUGCAUUCCUUGGCUAUGGGGAGCCCACAGUCACCCAGAGGCUGCCCCCUACGGAAUCUCCCGUCAUGCCUUGCGCCCCCGCCCCCUCACGGCUCCCGCCGCACUACAGCUCCCAGCAGGCAGCGCACCGGCACUACACUUCCCAGCAUGCCCCGCGCCCCUAG